AAAUACACAUCCAACAUUCCGGUAAAGGCUGGACGAACUGACUGAGGCUCUGCUCGUACUGCUGACAAGAAACUAUAGUCAGACACCAUCAUGAACUCUCAGGAUCUCAAACACCCUAAGAAGGAUAUUGGAAAGUUGUUGUACACAGAUCUUCUUCCUUUGUCUAAAGAUGGUUAUGACGUUACUGAAGAGUUUCUUGUACACGUGGUUCAAAUUAUUCUGGAUUUUCUAAAAAAGUCCAAUGACCGAACUACCAAAGUCGUGGAUUUUCACCAACCUCAUCAACUUAGAGAAUUUCUGGAUAUGGAAAUCCCAGAUGAUCCUCAACCUCUAGACCAGCUGUUGGUUGACUGUAGAGACAGCCUUAAGUAUCAAGUCAAAACAGCACAUCCUUACUAUUUUAAUCAACUGUCUUGUGGAUUGGAUAUGGUAUCUCUAGCAGGAGAAUGGCUGACUGCUGCUGCAAAUACUAACAUGUUCACCUAUGAAAUUGCCCCUGUCUUCAUCCUCAUGGAACAGGUCACUUUGAAGAAGAUGAGAGAGAUCAUUGGUUUUCCCAACGGUGACAGUAUUUUGGGUCCAGGCGGCGCUAUCUCCAAUCUGUAUGCGAUGCUAGUUGCCCGGCACAAGAUGUUCCCUAACUACAAGCAACAAGGAUUAAAAACUCUACCCCAGUUAGUUAUGUUCACCUCGGAACAUAGUCAUUAUUCCAUCAAAGGUGCUGGAAUGGUGUCUGGACUAGGUACAGAUAAUGUCAUUGAGGUUCCAUGUGACGACAGGGGUAAAAUGAUUCCAGCAGAACUAGAGAAAAGAGUUCGUGAGGCAAAAGCCAAAGGUCAGCGCCCAUUUUUCGUUAACUGUACAGCUGGAACCACGGUGCUCGGCGCAUUUGAUCCUAUUCAUCCCCUAGCGGAUAUCUGUGAAAAAUACGACAUGUGGCUCCAUGUGGACGCUGCCUGGGGUGGAGGCUGUCUACUCUCGCAAAAAUACAAGUCUCGCCUGGCUGGCAUCGAAAGAUCUCAGUCGGUCACCUGGAAUCCACAUAAGUUGAUGGGUUCUCUGCUCCAAUGCUCAACUGUUCACUUCAAAGAGGAUGGUCUUCUAAUAAGCUGUAACAUGUUGUGUGCAGACUAUUUGUUCCAACAAGACAAGCACUAUGACGUAACUUACGACACAGGAGACAAGGUUAUACAAUGUGGUCGGCAUAACGACAUUUUCAAGCUCUGGCUGAUGUGGCAGUCAAAGGUAGCGUAA
This is a messenger RNA of Limulus polyphemus (Atlantic horseshoe crab), 1254 nucleotides long. RefSeq names its product glutamate decarboxylase-like. Gene Ontology annotation, cellular component: cytoplasm. Bases 91 to 1254 code for a protein of 387 amino acids. Gene Ontology annotation, molecular function: carboxy-lyase activity; pyridoxal phosphate binding. NCBI's taxonomy places the organism in Eukaryota, Metazoa, Arthropoda, Merostomata, Xiphosura, Limulidae. The transcript is spliced from 10 exons. Gene Ontology annotation, biological process: carboxylic acid metabolic process. The record is from RefSeq and is a predicted model, not a curated record.